Styela clava is the source of this 1902-nucleotide messenger RNA. RefSeq names its product leucine-rich repeat-containing protein 42-like. NCBI's taxonomy places the organism in Eukaryota, Metazoa, Chordata, Ascidiacea, Stolidobranchia, Styelidae. The record is from RefSeq and is a predicted model, not a curated record. Gene Ontology annotation, molecular function: protein binding.
AGUCCAGCGCAGCAGUUUUUUGUUAUAAUAGUACUCAAAUUUCUGGCGCAUUAAACUUGAUUCCAGUUAUUCUCGGAGACUUGCAGACUUGAGUGAGAUCUUGUUUUAGUUUCCAGCCAUGUGCUGCAAACUCAUCAGAAAAUCCCAAUUCUAAGACGUGAGAGUGCCUAGGAGAAUAAAAUUAUAUUCUGAUUUAGUGACUGUGCAUCCUGGUAUCAAUAACUAACAAAUUAGUUUUUGUAGAAUAACUUCCAAUUGUAAACUACAAGUUCAUUUAUGUGAUAAAUGUGCUAUCUUGUUAUUAUACUUUGAUUUUGUUUGUUUAUAACAGGGAUGUCCGAAUCCAUUUUUCAAAUUAAUUAUAUUCAGUUCUCCAAAAAUUAUCGUUUGGGUAUUGGAAGUCCUCAAACUUUUGAUGUUUAAAUACUCUUUAUCCUUACUAUUGCGUACUUCCAAAUUUUCUCCUAAUGUGUUCUUCGUUGAACGUGACACAAUUAUGUAUACAUUUAAUAUUUGAAAAGAUAUUUUAAUGUGUAUUUGAAAAGUGAAUUUUUCUGACCAUCCUUGUUAUGUUCGAUCAAACUAUAUUAUAUUGGUAGUAUGUAUGUUGCAAACCUUCCCACCUUUCUCAUUUCGUCACACUGCCCUGAAGUAAUUAUUCCACCUACUGCCUUUUUAUCAAUACCAGUAAAUAAUGUUGAUCGAUAUACAAUUUACUUAAAAAGUUUUUUUCUCACCUUUUUUAGAUUAUUUCAUAAAGAUUGAAUGGAAGGUAAGAUAUACUUCAGAUCUCGUUCUGGUAUUCAAUCUUUGAAACAUGUAGUAUAUACCUCUGAUGAAAUCGGAGUUAAAUAUCAUCAACAACUCUUAGGAACAAGACAUCUUGCUAUCAAGAAGAAUGCUAAGCUCCAAAGAGAAAAUCAAAGAAAUAAUAAAGAUUGUCAAAGCGAUGUACAAACUUUAUAUGAAAUUUGCAUGGCAUUGGUUGUCAAUAAUUUAGACCAUGUAGAUUCUUUCUAUGGUUUGCCUUCAUUGAUUGGUGAACAGAUAUUUGAUGAAGCUUUGGAGAGUGAUCGAUUUACCAACAAAGAAUUUGAUGUUACCAAACUUAGAUUGAGUAUUUUCAUGGACGCAUAUGGUAAUGAGAUGUUUCAAAGACUGAAUUUAAGUCGACAGCCGAUGUUUUUGGCACAACAUAUUGAUGAAAUUUCGCUAUUUUUACCUUAUCUUCACUCUGUGAGACUGUCAAACUGUGGCAUCGGCAAUACACAUGAAAUUUUGUUUGAGUUGGGUAAAUUACCACAGCUAGAGUGUCUGUGUCUUGACAGAAAUGUAAUUGGUGAUAUUGGUAUCAAUAAUUUACUUCAAUUACGCAGAAGAAAUCAACAAGGUCUCAAUAAUCUACAAUAUUUAAACUUAUCUGAUAAUAAGAGAAUUAGUGCUUCAUCUUUGUUUAAUUUGGGUCUUUUACCAUCUUUGGAAGCACUAUUAAUAUCAUCGAGUGUUAAAACUGUUAAAACCAGCAAGUUUGGAAAGUUUUCAAUGCGAUGCAAAAAUGGUGCAAAUCAUAUCAAAGGCCUCAAUUUAAACAAAUUUGGCAAUAAGAAUAUUGGAAGGAUGGGAUGUAAAUUAUUUGAAAAAAUGGCUUUCAAAUUUUGAUAUUGCUGAGAAAGAAAGACUUGUAAAGAUGAAAGAAAAUGAAAGAAAAUUUUAGUGGUUUUUACCAAAGCUAUAAAAAACGAAUAAUGUUCUUUACAACAUUCUGUUCAAACUACGUCAGUUAUGAAUGACAGGGAACCUUCAAUUCUACUUUGUUUGUGUGAAUAUAGAUCUUCCCCGAGACCAUUAAUAAUUACCAAAAAGAGAAAAUUUGUUAUUGAAGAUAUUCCUGGUAUAAAUUUA